AUAUUCAAUAUAACGGCGAUAUGGCCUCCGUCGAGGUCUCACAGUCGUCCAUCAGAAGAUGCUUCCGUAGUUUCAGCCGUCCAUCAGACGAAUCAUAGAAAGAAUGCGCAAUCCAACAGCUCUCCUAUCCUUCCACCGUUUCCAGACGCAGCAGCAGGAAAAGGAAUGGCCCUGCGACAGCGUGGCUGGAGCUGGAGCUCCGCCCUGGUGGGCGCCGCCUCGGCUGCGGCGGCCACCGUCGUCGUCCUCGGUCGGCCAAGAGACCCCACCUUCCACCUCAUCUCCAUCACCCUCUCCUCCUUCCGCCUCAACCUCCCCCUCCUCGACGUCGACCUCACCCUCACCGUCCACGUCACCAACCCCAACCUCGUCCCCAUCCACUACGCUUCCGCCAUCAUCUCCAUAUUUUACGCCGGCUCCCACCUCGGCUCCGCCCUCCUCGACGCCGGCUCCCAACCCGCCAUGUCCUGCCAGCUCCUCCACCUCCCGGCCCGCCUUUACGGCCUCGAGCUCGCCCACCACAUCCCGAGACUCCUCGCCGACGCCGCCCGCCGUCAGAUGACCCUCGACGCCUCCGUUGACAUCUCCGGCACCGCCCAAGUCCUCUGGUGGGCGCACCGCUUCAGUGUCCACGUCGACAGCCAUGUCGUCGUCGACCCCAUCUUCCUCGACGUCAUCGACCAGGAGAACCACUCCGAAACCCAUCUACACCUCUCCUAAUCAACUGUAUGUGUUCCUCCAGCCUACGGCUAAUUGGGCAAACAGGAUAUCAACUGAAGGCUAUUAUUUGAA
Molecule: messenger RNA, 792 nt
Organism: Musa acuminata AAA Group (dessert banana)
Lineage: Eukaryota; Viridiplantae; Streptophyta; Magnoliopsida; Zingiberales; Musaceae
Exons: 2
Coding region: 166-720 (184 amino acids)
Biological process (GO): response to desiccation
Source: RefSeq, a predicted model, not a curated record